UGGUGCGGAGAUGCUACUCUGGAGGCCGGGGACAGGAAGACGGCUGCGGGAGCCACGGCCUCAGAAACUCGGUUCCGCGAGCGCUCAAGGCUAAAGACAUCGGACUUUCCCCCAAGUGUGGCACGCACAACAGCCUCCAUCAUUUCCGUACCCGAGGACUUCUGCAAGGGACCUGGAAAGUCCAGUGAAGAAACCCUCCUGAUCUCUUGGACCAAGAGCAGAUGCGUACGUUUUCUCCAGCAGGAAAUCCCAAGGUUCUUAUGCCUGGAAACCGGAGGUUAAAACCGUACCCCAGCAACACAGUCACCCUAAAGUGUCUUAUCCUCUAACUGAAGAGAGCGUCCACCCAACUCCUCCCUCGCUGCCCCUCUUAGUUCACCCAAUAAGCGCAAGCCCUCCAAAGAAAAAUUCCAGCGGAAGAGGUCUCUUCUAUGGAAAAGUGACUGUCUCUCGCCAAGAGCAGGGAAAGCUCUCGGUAGAGGAAGUAGAGGACUCCUGGCACAGGAAUCGCCACCCCUGCCUGCUCUCCGCACCAGCUUCCCAAGACCGCUCAGAAGAAAAGGGUACGGCGCUGGGCAGGGACAGGGUGUGCGGGUAUGAAGCUGGAGGUGUUCAGCCCCCGCGCGGCCCACGGGGACAAGCCGAGUAGUGACCUGGAGGGCGCAGGCGGUAGCGACGCGCCCUCCCCGCUGUCGGCAGCCGGAGACGACUCCCUGGGUUCGGACGGGGACUGUGCGGCCAACAGCCCAACUGUGGGCGGUGGCAAGCGGAAUGCGAGAGGUGAGCCUGCGGCGGAGGAGGAGGGCCCGGCGGCAGCGACGGCGGGGGUCGUAGAGGCGGGAGCGGCUGGGCCCAGGGCGGAGACCGCGGCAGGCGGUGAGGGCGGGCGCAGCAAGCCUUACACAAGGCGGCCCAAGCCCCCAUACUCGUACAUCGCGCUCAUCGCCAUGGCCAUCCGCGACUCCGCGGGUGGACGCCUGACGCUGGCCGAGAUCAACGAGUACCUCAUGGGUAAAUUCCCUUUUUUCCGCGGCAGUUACACGGGCUGGCGCAACUCUGUGCGCCACAACCUCUCGCUCAAUGACUGCUUCGUCAAGGUGCUGCGCGACCCCUCGCGGCCUUGGGGCAAGGAUAACUACUGGAUGCUUAACCCCAACAGCGAGUACACCUUCGCCGACGGGGUCUUUCGCCGCCGCCGCAAGCGCCUCAGCCACCGGGCCGCGGCCCCCCAACCCGGACUGCAGCUAGAGGAGGCUGCGGCGCCGCCACCGGCGCCCGCCGACCUGGGCUCGCCCCAAGCAAGGUCCCCCGCCCUACAGGAGGGGCGCGUCAGCCCGAUGGGCAAGUUCUCCAGCUCCUUUGCCAUAGACAGCAUCCUCAGCAAGCCCUUCCGCAGCCGUCGCGACGCAGACACGGCUUCCGAAGUGCGGCUGCCUUGGGGCUCCACGCCCUGCGCGCCGCUGCCCGCAUAUCCCGCACUUCUCCCCAGAGCGUCGGCUGGGGCACUACUGCCGCUCUGCGCGUACGGUGCGGCCGAGCCCGCGCUGCUGUGCACUCGCGAAGCCGAGGCGCCGCCGCCAGCGCCGCAUCUUCUGCUUGCGCCCUUCUCCGCCUCGGCCCCUGCCAAGCCUUUCCGAGGCCCGGCGAACUGCGGCGGCGGCACGCACCUGUACUGCCCCCUGAGGCUGCCCGCGGCCCUGCAGGCAGCCUCGGCCCGCAACCCGGGCCCACACCUGCCCUACCCCGCGGAGACGCUCUUGGCCUGAGCAGCGCGCCUGAACCCCGCCAGGGUAGGCUCCAUCGAGGAAGACGGUAUCGCAGGUUAAGGGCUGUGCACUUUCUGUCCAGAGAAAGUAAGACUUUAAAAGAAAAUUCUCCAUCAAACAUGCCUUAAAGCUAAAGGAUUUUUGACAGAAGUUUUAACUUAGUCCAGAAUAUUUCCUUCCUCUUUUGUAACUCUACAGAGGACCAAAGCAAUUUUUCAGAAUUGUUAGAGUUUCUUUACCAAGCCUGUUCCCUAACUCCCUCCCUCCCUUCACAGACUUUUCCUCUCUUUUUACUCCCCAGGAACCCCCUCAUUCCUACGAUUUUUGUCGCACGUUCCAUUGAUUUGUUACUAACCAAAAAAAAAAAACAGGAAAAAGUACAUCAGGGAACCAUUCCAUAUGAUAAAUGAUAUGACUACUGUUCGGGGUUUACUGGGCCCUGUUCCAUGAGUAUGUAUGUGUAAUUUACAGGUAUGACUGAAUGUGAGAGAGGUGUCAGAGAAUCUUAAGUCAUUUCUCUGCUAUUGACAAAAAUGCUUCACUGUGCCAAAAGAUUUAAAUAUAUAUAUAUGUAUAGAGUUGGGUUUUGUAAUUAAAUUAUUUAUAUAUUUUUGAAACCUGAAUUGAAUGUUGCAGGCAACGGGCUACAGCUUUAUUAGUGGUUUGGUGAUCUCUAACUGGCCUCCUUGGGCCAAGCAGUUUCUUCAAAGGAAAAGUUAGCGUGUAUGUGGGGUGCCAGCACCACUGCCGCGUGAAAGCAAGUGUGAUUUUUAUUUUUAAUAUUAUUUUAUUUGUAUCCAUGUACAUAUUCGUGUAUAAAUUUUAUGAAACCCAGGGA
Messenger RNA from Pteronotus mesoamericanus, 2604 nucleotides. It is a transcript of the gene FOXQ1, whose product is annotated as forkhead box Q1. The record is from RefSeq and is a predicted model, not a curated record. Gene Ontology annotation, biological process: anatomical structure morphogenesis; regulation of transcription by RNA polymerase II; cell differentiation. Bases 597 to 1766 code for a protein of 389 amino acids. Gene Ontology annotation, molecular function: RNA polymerase II cis-regulatory region sequence-specific DNA binding; DNA-binding transcription factor activity, RNA polymerase II-specific. The transcript has a single exon. Lineage: Eukaryota; Metazoa; Chordata; Mammalia; Chiroptera; Mormoopidae.